GAGUCCUUCCCGGUUCCUAUUUCUAUAACCAUUUGAACUCAAAUUCCUCCCUUCUUCCCAUCUACGUACCAAAACAACUCUCCCCCUCUAUCUCUCUUCCAUAUCUUCAUAGUCCUUCUCAUUUCCUAUUUCUAAACCUAAUUGAAUUCAAAUUCCUCCAUCUUCCCAUCUACAUACCAAAACAAGGAGAAAGAAAUCAUGGUUGAUUCACUCAUCUCCAUCGCACUGGAGAAGUUGAACACCAUACUUGAAGAUGAGGUGGUUUUGUUGGUGGGUGUCACGAACGAGAUCAAAAAGCUUUCCAGUACGUUCACCUUGCUCCAAGCUGUGCUUAAAGAUGCUCAAACUCGGCGAGUGAAGGAUGAAGCUGUGAAGAAGUGGUUGGAGAAUCUCAAAGACGUGGCCUACGAUGUGGAUGACAUACUAGAUGAAUGGACGACGGAAGCUCUCAAAUCACAAGCACCUGAUGAAGACGGUGUGUCCUGUUUCAGUAAGAAGAAGGUAAGAAGCUUCCUGUCGCCUGUUAACUGCUUCAAUCAUGUCGUGUUACGCCAAAAAAUUGGGAGUAGGAUAAAGGAGGUGAGGGGUAGAUUAGAUGAUAUCGCCAAAGAGAUGAGCCAAUUUCAUUUUAUUAUGAUAAAUACUGGCGUGAGUGAGAGGGUGGAUAGUGAAGUGGGGCGGGGAGAGAUCAGAGAGCGAGAGAGAGGCUCCCUACUCGACCGACCGUCAGUUGUUGGUAGAGAAGAUGACAAAAAUGAAAUCCUAAACUUGUUGCUGAGGGAGAGUACUGGACAGGUGAAUGAGGUGCCCUUUGUCAUUUCUAUCGUUGGAAUGGGGGGGUUGGGGAAGACCACCCUUGCUCAGCUCGCCUACAACGAUGAGAAAGUCAAGGGGCAUUUUGAGAUGAGAAUGUGGGUAUGUGUUUCUGAAGAUUUCAAUGUGAAACGAAUUACGAAGUCAAUCAUUGAAUCUGCAACCGGGUCUAGUUGUGAGGAUCUAGACCUGAACCUGUUGCAAAGUCGUCUCCACGAAAUGUUGCAUGCAAAGCGAUUCUUGCUUGUGCUUGAUGACAUUUGGAGUGAAGACAAUGAGAAGUGGGACAAACUGAAACUUCCCUUCCAAACUGGUGCAUCAGGGAGUCGAAUCAUCAUAACCACUCGUAGUGAAAACGUUUCGUUUGCAAUGGGAGGGCGUCACAUGCACAAACUAGCAGUCUUAUCCGAUGAUGAUUGCUGGUUAGUGUUCAGGCGUAAAGCGCUUGAGCAUCGAAGUGCUGAAGAGCGUUUGGAGUUGGAAGAGAUUGGAAGGGAAAUCAUAAAGAAGUGUGGAGGGGUGCCUCUCGCAGCAAAGACAAUAGGGAGUGCCAUGGGCUCGAGAAGGACAAGAAGGGAGUGGGAGCUCAUCUUGGAAAGCGAUGUAUGGAAUUCACAUGAUGUCUUACAAGGCAUUUUACCAGCUUUGUUACUCAGCUACUAUGACUUGCCUCCUGCUUUGAAGCAAUGCUUCACAUAUUUCUCCAUCUUCCCGAAAGAUUGGGAGAUAGAGAAGGAUAUGAUAGUCAAGCUAUGGGUGGCACAAGGUUUCAUUCGCUCUGACAGAAGCAGAGAUAUGGAGGAAACUGGUGGGCUGUAUUUCGAUGAUUUACUAAGACGCUCAUUGCUCCAAGAUGCAAAACUCGACAGUGACAACAACAUGCGUUGGUGCAAGAUGCAUGAUUUAGUUCAUGAUCUUGCACAAUCUGUUGCAGGAAGUGAGUGUUCAGUGGUGGAGAUGAGAAAGCAAUCCUCAUUGAACCUAAAUAAUCUCCGCCAUUUGUUUUUAAUUGACAGUGAUGAUGCAGGCGACAGAGAUUGGACCACCUUGUAUAAGGCACAAAAGUUGUGGACGUUGCUACACGACUCAACAAUCUCCAGGGUGCCAAACAAUUUAUUUCAUCAUUUCAGGCACCUCAGGGCAUUGGACUUGAGUCACACUAGCAUUCAGAAAUUGCCCCGAACACUGGGAAAAUUGAAGCACCUGAGAUAUCUUGAUUUAUUGGGGACAUGGAUAGAGGAGUUGCCAGAGGGGGUGAGUAAUUGUAGAAAUUUACAGACCUUGAAACUCAAUUGGUGUCAUAGGCUUAAAAAACUGCCUACAGAGAUGGGGAAAAUAAUUAGCCUAAGACAUCUAGAAUUAGAAUACACUGAUGAGUUGAAGUACUUACCGCAGGGCAUAGGGAAACUAAGUAGCCUUCGGACAUUAACAAAGUUCAUAGUGGGGGGUGACGAUGAAGGAUGUAAAUGGGGAGAACUGAAACACCUCAAUCAUCUUCAAGGAAGUCUUCAAAUUACUGUCUUGGAAAAUGUGAGGAGCGGAGACGAAGCUAGAGAGGCAGAACUAAAUAAGAAACAGUACCUUCAUACUCUAACCUUCAAAUACGUCCCCAUGGAUGAUGAAGCGUUGGGUGAUGAUGAGCAGAAAAGAACAGAGGAGGUGCUUGAAAUCCUGCAGCCCCACACAAACUUGAAAGAGUUGAAAAUACUGCAUUACAAAGGUUCCAAGCUUCCCAAUUGGAUAGAGGAUCCCGUGUUCUCCAAUCUAGUCAGGGUGCAACUCUGGUAUUGUGACAGGUGUAAACAAUUGCCAGGUCUUGGGAAACUACCUUCCCUUAAAUACCUUCAUAUUGAAGGAAUGGAAGAGGUGAGAAAGGUGGGUAGUGAGUUUAGUGGUGAAGAUAACAAUAAGGGAAGUGGUGGUGGUGGUCGUGUUGUCUCAUUCCCAAAGCUGGAGAGCCUCACCUUCUACUACAUGACAAAUUGGGAAGCGUGGGAAUUGAGAGGUGGAGAUGAUGGAGAGGUUAUGCCAUCACUCCUGGAAUUAGGAAUAGAAAACUGCCCAAAGCUAAAGGCAUUGCCCAGCAACCUUCCACCGCUCCUCCAGAAGCUGACUUUGUAUGCAAGUGAUGUUGGAAUGUCAUCCGGUGUGCCCUUACCCGUCCUCCCCAACCUAAACCAUUUGGUGAUUUUUUAUAAUCCAGAGCUGACAUCGUUCCCAUGUGGUUGGUUGGGACAACUCAAAGCCCUCCAAACUCUGGAGAUCCAGUAUUGUCGUAAUUUAAGGUCUCUACCAGAGGAGUUGCAACACCUCACCAUGCUUCAACAAUUAAAGAUCUGGAGCUGCCCAGAGUUGAGAUCUCUACCAGUGGAGUUGCAACACCUCACCAUGCUUCAACAACUGAAUAUCUUCUUGUGUCCAGUCUUAGAAGAACGCUGCCGAGAAGGAGGAGAAGAUCGCUACAAGAUUGCCCACAUCCCCAAUAUCACAUUGACGUCGCAUUUAAGAGGAGUUGGAGAGAGAAAUCAACGAUAGCUUUUCAUUUGCUUCUCUUUCCCCAAACUGUGUUGUUGCUGUGUGUAUAACUGCUCUACUUUUCUUUUUUGUUGUUAAGUGAAAAGAUGUUCAUCAGAUGUUGAUUGCCUUUUUUUUUGUUCCACACGGACGCAACUUGGCUGCGAAUCCAGCCACGUGGGUGUGACCCUAACCGUGGUGCCCAAUUCAAUGUUUUCCUUGUAUAUCUACGCCCUCUAUCGGUUUUUUCACUUCAUUUUAUGGAAUGGGCAUGAAAAUGAAUAAGAUUCAAAUUUUAGGUGGACCACACUACAUGAAUCAGCAAUUAAUGACCAUUAAAAGCAUUUUGUUGGCCACAAAAGUUUUGGAUCAAGUUGAUAAUUGUGUUUUCCUUUCAUCCAUAUCAGUGU
Messenger RNA from Magnolia sinica, 3737 nucleotides. RefSeq names its product putative disease resistance protein RGA3. Bases 199 to 3348 code for a protein of 1049 amino acids. The transcript is spliced from 2 exons. Lineage: Eukaryota; Viridiplantae; Streptophyta; Magnoliopsida; Magnoliales; Magnoliaceae. Gene Ontology annotation, biological process: defense response to other organism. Gene Ontology annotation, molecular function: ADP binding; protein binding. The record is from RefSeq and is a predicted model, not a curated record.